Molecule: messenger RNA, 813 nt
Organism: Fonsecaea erecta
Lineage: Eukaryota; Fungi; Ascomycota; Eurotiomycetes; Chaetothyriales; Herpotrichiellaceae
Exons: 5
Coding region: 1-813 (270 amino acids)
Biological process (GO): mRNA export from nucleus
Cellular component (GO): nucleus
Molecular function (GO): mRNA binding
Source: RefSeq, a predicted model, not a curated record
AUGUCUGGCAGGCUAGAUCAAUCUCUCGAUUCCAUCAUUGAUAGCCAGAAGAAGGCGAAGCGCGAGGCUCGCCGUCGCAAGGUCGGAAAGUCAACUGGUCCAACCGCUCCAGUCGGCGGUGUCAAGAAGGCCACAAGACCGGUCAAAUCUGCCAUCAAACCGUCAACCGGCGCUGCAUCUCAAUCCCGCUCAAGCAAGAUCGUUGUCAGUGGAUUGCCAUUCGACGUCAACGAAGCCCAGAUCAAGGAAUACUUCGGCAAGUCCGUAGGCAACGUCAAGAAAGUGUCCUUGCAGUACAAUCAAAAUGGUCAGAGCCGUGGUAUUGCCGACAUUGUCUUCUCGAAGCCCGACUCUGCCGCAAAAGCUGCUAAAGACCUAAACGGAAUGCUGGUUGACAAGCGACCCAUGAAGGCAAGCACGGCUACUAUUCGCACCAUUGAAGUUGUGAUGGAUGCUAGCCGUGUCCCAGAACCGGCUCCAGCCAAAUCACUUGCGGACCGUGUUGCCGCCAACCCCAAAGUUCAACCAAAAUCCGCGACGGCAACGAAGAAGGUGACCGGAAAAGAUGGCACCAAGGGAAGAUCGGCCGGCAAACCCGGAAAGCCAAAGCGCGGACGGAAUCCUCGAGCCAAACCCAAGACCGCUGAAGAGCUCGACGCCGAGAUGACUGACUACUGGGGAGGCAACAACCCAACCGCCGUGGGACCGACCGCCGAAGCCGCAGCCACCAACGGUGCUGCUCCCGCAGCUAACACCGGCGACGACAUGGGCAUGGAAGAGAUUUCAGUGAGCGAUGUCGAGUUCAUCUUCUGA